CAAAGCGAACAGGAAGUACGUCCACACACGACCUUGGAUUUCUUCUGGGCUGCUCUGAAGUAACGUUUGUGUAACAACAGCUCAACUAUGGCAAAUAAGGAACCCGCACAGGGUUUUAUGCAGCAACUGAAGCAGAUCGCUGCCAGGAUGGGGUCCGGUCCACGGGGGGCUGGUGUGGGUCUGAAGCUACUGAUCGGUGCAGGAGCUCUGGCCUACGGCGUGAAGGAAGCAACAUUCACAGUGGAGGGAGGUCAGCGCGCCAUCAUCUUCAACAGGAUCGGAGGGAUCCAGAAGGACACAGUGCUGGCUGAGGGGCUGCACUUCAGGUUUCCAUGGUUCCAGUAUCCCAUCAUCUACGACAUCAGAGCCAGGCCCAGGAAGAUCGCCUCCCUCACUGGAAGCAAAGACCUCCAGAUGGUGAACAUCGCUCUGCGCGUGCUGUCCCGCCCCCUGGCCGCCAACCUGCCCACAAUGUACCAGCAGCUGGGCACGGACUACGACGAGCGCGUCCUGCCCUCCAUCGUCAACGAGGUGCUCAAGAGCGUCGUGGCAAAGUUCAACGCAUCGCAGCUCAUCACGCAAAGAGCACAGGUGUCUCUGCUGAUCCGAAGGGACCUGUUUGAGCGGGCCAAGGACUUCAACAUCAUCCUGGACGACGUGGCCAUUACGGAGCUCAGCUUCAGCCGCGAGUACACAGCCGCUGUGGAGGCCAAGCAAGUCGCCCAGCAGGAGGCGCAGCGGGCUCAGUUCUACGUAGAGAAGGCCAAGCAGGACCAGAGGCACAAGAUCAUCCAGGCAGAAGGAGAAGCAGAGGCCGCCAAAAUGCUGGGUGAGGCCGUGACCAAGAAUCCUGGCUACCUGAAGCUCCGCAAGAUCCGCGCCGCACAGAGCAUCGCUAAGACGAUUGCCGGGUCACAGAACAAGGUCUACCUGAGUGCCGACAGCCUGGUGCUGAAUCUCAAUGACAACAACACCUUUAACAAUUUGAACUUGAGUAAGUAAGAGGAAGCCCGCCAUGAAGAAUUUGCAUUCCUAUCGGUCCGAUUGAUCUCUGCAGUACUACACAUCCUCACACAUACACACAUAUACACACUCACUAUCACACACGCGUAUAUAUUUACACACACUCACACACCAGCCAUGGUUCUGUCAGUAACUGGACUCUCCCAAUCCCUAACUGGGCUUCGAAACAGAAUGCUUUGCUCUCCCUUUUUGUUUGUUUUAUUUUAUUUAAAUUGUUGCGGUAACGGAUACGGCGUCGGCCCGGCACCGGGUCACUAGACUAUAAACGCACUUCUUCUAGAACCCGCAAACACGUGGCUGUGGCGGCAGCCUCUAGCCACGGCCCACUGUGCCGGACAAACUGACGGGCACGUCCUCCGCUUUACCGUCAAAAGAACCGAGCGACGUCCACCGAGAAGCGGGAAAGUUCGAGUUUUUCGACGGACGUCAGAAGUGACACAGAAGAAGAAACGAGUGUAAAAAAAAAAACGUCAAGGUGAAUCCGUGGCUGCUGGGACUGGGCUGCCGGGGAGCUGGUGGGGGCUGGUGGAGUUGCUCCAACUGGACGUGGGGGGUGGAGAAUGAGAUCCCGUCUGUGUCCUGGUCCGAACUCUGCGUCUCAAACCAAUAAAUGUAUUUUAUUUGGAAAACAUUCUAUCAUGCAGAUUUUUGUUUACUGCACUAAGCUGAAACGUUUAUCUGUUGAUGGAUCAAAGCUUUCAUGGAUUCUACAUCUGAGGUGUUGGUUUUGACCUUAAUCAAAUGUUCUUUUCUAGUUUGUAACACGGAAACGAUGUAAUGAAAAGUAUAACUGCGGAAUUAAACUUUGUCUUGAAGUAUGUC
Gadus morhua (Atlantic cod) is the source of this 1845-nucleotide messenger RNA. RefSeq names its product prohibitin 2a (gene phb2a). The record is from RefSeq and is a predicted model, not a curated record. Gene Ontology annotation, biological process: mitochondrion organization. Gene Ontology annotation, cellular component: mitochondrion; membrane. Bases 88 to 1002 code for a protein of 304 amino acids. The transcript is spliced from 10 exons. NCBI's taxonomy places the organism in Eukaryota, Metazoa, Chordata, Actinopteri, Gadiformes, Gadidae.